AUGGUUCCGUGGAAAUGGCCAAAGUUCUACACGAAGCCGAUGACACAGGUGGUGCUCGUCGGUAUAACAUGCUUCGCAACAGUGGGCAUGUACAGCGCGAUCAGCAAUCUGGGAGCAGGUGGUACACAAAAUAUUACACUGUCCGACACUGCGAACGGCGUCCUCUAUGGCCUCUUCGCUGUGACCGGUCUAGUCAGUGGAAGCAUCUCAAAUAUACUCGGACCGAGACUCACGCUCUUCAUCGGCACACUUGGAUAUGCCCUCUAUGUCGGGUCGCUUUGGUGCUAUCAAACUCAGGGAACGAGCUGGUUCCUUAUUUUUGCCGGUGCCCUGCUCGGCAUUUCCGCCGCGUUGCUCUGGUCAGCGCAGGGCUCCAUCAUGAUGAGCUAUCCGCUCGAAAAAGAUAAGGGCAAAGCAUUCUCCGUCUUCUGGGCUAUUUUCCAAUUCGGCGCCUUGAUCGGUGCCCUUAUUGCAUUUACAAUCAAUGAACGUCACGGCGGGCUCACAGCCGUCUCGACAUCGACGUAUAUUGCAUUCCUCGUCGUAAUUUUUGUCGGCAUCGCCUCCGCGUUCCUGGUACUCCCCCCGAAUCACGUUAUCCGCGGGGAUGGGACGAUCGUCAAGCUCGAGGCUGCGUCGAAACUGCACGAGGAGCUGCUCAGCAUGUGGGCAAUGCGAAAAGACUGGCGGGUACUCGCCCUGCUCCCGAUGUUCUUCGCCUCCAACUAUUUCUACGCGUACCAGGGCGCAAUCAACACCGCACGCUUCGACUCCUCGACGCGCGCGCUCAACGCGGUCCUCGAGGGUGCGGGGGCGAUCGUCGGCGCGCUCAUCUACGGCUUCUGCGUGCUCGACGCCAAGUGGAUGAAGCGCCGCACGCGUGGGUACCUGGGCCUCGGCGUCGUGACCGUGAUAGUCAUCGCCAUCUGGUCGUGUGGGCUCGCAUGGCAGGUUACGUUUGACCGUGCCAAGGCGAAGGAGCUGGAGCAGGAGCAGAAGCUGAUCAACUACAAGGACGCGGACUACCGCUCGAAGGGGCCGCUGUUCUUCUUCUGUGAGCGCUAUUGUUUAUAUUGCUACUUGUGGCUGUUCGGAGAGGUUGAUUUCGGAUGGGCAGAUUACUUUGGUGAUGCGUGCUAUCAGGCACUCGCGUAUUGGAUCAUGAGCGCGCUCACGAACGAUCCCUUCAAGCUUGCCCGUUUCGCGGGAAUCUACAAGGCCAUUCAGAGUGCUGGCGGUGCCGGAAGUUACGGCAUGGAUGCUGUCUCGACGCCGUUCCUGAACGAGUUGCUCGCUAGCUGGAUCAUGAUGCUAGCCUCGUUCCCGCUCGCCUUCCUCGUUCUGCGAACCGUGAAGGAAACAAAUUAUGAUGACGAGCAGAUGGUGUACGUGGACGAUGUGCAGAAUAGAGUCAUGGAAGAGGGCGCACAAGACGCAGAAGCAGGCUCUAUCGCCAAGGAGGAGGACGUCACCGUUGAGAAGAAGGAAGCGACAUGA
Laetiporus sulphureus 93-53 is the source of this 1497-nucleotide messenger RNA. Its product is annotated as MFS general substrate transporter. The transcript has 9 exons. Lineage: Eukaryota; Fungi; Basidiomycota; Agaricomycetes; Polyporales; Laetiporaceae. The coding region runs from base 1 to 1497 and encodes 498 amino acids. The record is from RefSeq and is a predicted model, not a curated record.